Messenger RNA from Nilaparvata lugens (brown planthopper), 6044 nucleotides. RefSeq names its product alpha-actinin, sarcomeric (gene Actn). The transcript is spliced from 17 exons. Gene Ontology annotation, biological process: muscle cell development; actin cytoskeleton organization. Gene Ontology annotation, molecular function: actin filament binding; calcium ion binding. Lineage: Eukaryota; Metazoa; Arthropoda; Insecta; Hemiptera; Delphacidae. The coding region runs from base 335 to 3121 and encodes 928 amino acids. Gene Ontology annotation, cellular component: cortical actin cytoskeleton; cell projection; cell junction. The record is from RefSeq and is a predicted model, not a curated record.
GAUUUUUAUAAAGGUAAUUUCAUUAUUAUUUUUGAGGUUUGUAGUUUUUAUUUUGAAGUUGAUAGUAGUUGAGAAUCUAAACGUAAAUUGAAGAUAAUCUAGAAGGCGCCGACACUGUACCACGUGACACUACAACGUCACUUCUAUAAACAGCCGUAGUAAAGUGGAAUUGAGUUUGGAAACGGCUGUCUCUGAUUCUUCUGUUCAGUGCGAAGUGUCCGCGAGACCCUAGGUAGGGUUUUUACCGUGUGCGCGGUAGUGCAGCCUCGAUUUUCUGCCCUGGAAAGGACUUUCAAUCAAUCGGAAAUUUGAAAACUACAGUUUAAUUUCAAAAAUGGAGCACAUGAAUGGAGACCAGUAUGGUGACGGUUACAUGGAGCCUGAGGAGGAAUGGGAACGGGAAGGAUUACUGGACCCGGCUUGGGAAAAACAACAGAAAAAGACAUUCACAGCAUGGUGCAAUUCGCACCUGCGCAAAGCGGGCACCGCCAUCGACAACAUCGAGGAGGACUUCCGUAAUGGCCUGAAGCUGAUGCUGUUGCUGGAGGUGAUCAGCGGCGAGACGCUGCCAAAGCCUGACCGCGGCAAAAUGCGCUUCCACAAGAUCGCCAACGUCAACAAGGCACUCGAUUUCAUCGCCAGCAAGGGCGUCAAGCUGGUCAGCAUUGGUGCUGAAGAAAUUGUGGACGGUAAUCUGAAGAUGACCCUGGGUAUGAUCUGGACAAUCAUCCUGCGCUUCGCCAUCCAGGACAUCUCGGUGGAGGAGAUGACCGCCAAGGAGGGGCUGCUGCUCUGGUGUCAGCGCAAGACUGCACCCUACAAGAACGUCAACGUACAGAACUUCCAUCUCAGCUUCAAGGACGGUCUGGCGUUCUGCGCACUCAUCCACCGUCACCGGCCCGACCUGAUCGACUACAACAAGCUGUCCAAGGACAACCCCCUCCAAAACCUCAACACCGCCUUCGAUGUCGCCGAAAAGUACCUCGACAUCCCCCGCAUGUUGGACCCCGAAGACUUGAUCAACACACCCAAGCCAGACGAACGUGCCGUCAUGACAUACGUGUCAUGCUACUAUCACGCCUUCCAAGGCGCUCAGCAGGUAAAUUUGCAUUUGUCAAAUAUGACCAAUACCGCUAUGCCUGAUGAACGAGCCAUCAUGACUUACGUGUCUUCCUAUUACCAUUGCUUUUCUGGCGCCCAGAAGGCUGAAACAGCAGCCAACCGAAUCUGCAAAGUGCUGAAAGUGAACCAGGAAAACGAACGACUCAUGGAAGAGUAUGAGCGACUUGCCAGUGAUUUGCUGGAAUGGAUCCGCCGAACGAUGCCGUGGCUACAGAGUCGUCAGACAGACAACUCACUGAGCGGCUGUCAGAAAAAGCUGGAGGAAUACCGCACCUACAGACGCAAGCACAAGCCACCGCGUGUGGAGCAGAAGGCCAAACUGGAGACCAACUUUAACACUCUACAGACUAAACUGCGUCUAUCCAAUCGCCCUGCCUACAUGCCCACUGAGGGCAAGAUGGUUUCUGACAUAGCGAACGCGUGGAAGGGCCUGGAAACGUCAGAGAAGGCUUUCGAGGAGUGGCUUCUUGCCGAAAUGAUGCGUCUUGAGCGAUUGGAGCAUUUGGCCCAGAAAUUCAAGAACAAGGCCGACAUUCAGGAGGAAUGGACACAGGGCAAAGAGGAGAUGCUGCAGAGCGCUGACUUCAGGCAGUGCAAGCUGAAUGAGCUGAAGGCGCUGAAGAAGAAACACGAGGCGUUCGAGUCGGACCUUGCCGCACAUCAGGACAGAGUCGAACAGAUUGCCGCCAUUGCGCAGGAGUUGAACACCCUGGAAUACCACGACAGUAUCAGUGUGAACGCGCGUUGCCAGCGCAUCUGUGACCAGUGGGACAGGCUGGGCAAUCUGACGCAGAAGCGACGUCAGGCGUUGGAUGACGCCGAGAAGAUUCUCGAGAAGAUCGACAUUCUGCAUCUCGAGUUCGCCAAGCGUGCUGCGCCAUUCAACAACUGGCUAGACGGUACCAAGGAGGACCUAGUGGACAUGUUCAUAGUGCACACAAUGGAGGAGAUCCUGGGUCUGCUGGAGGCACAGCGCUCCUUCAAGGUGACCUUGAGUGAGGCCGACAAGGAGUACAACAGCAUUGUCAAUCUGGUGCGAGAGGUCGAGACAACCGUGCAGAAGUACCAGAUCCCAGGUGGUCUAGAGAACCCGUACACUACACUCACAGCUGAUGUGUUGACGAGGAAAUGGAGCGAAGUGCGCACCCUGGUGCCACAACGUGACAACAUCCUGCAGGCCGAGCUGAAGAAGCAGCAGAACAACGAGACGCUGCGUCAUCAGUUCGCUGACAAGGCCAACCAGGUCGGACCCUGGAUCGAGCGCCAGAUGGACGCUGUCACUGCCAUUGGCAUGGGAUUACAGGGAUCGUUGGAAGACCAGUUGCACAGAUUACGCGAGUAUGAACAGGGCGUAUACGCCUACAAGCCUCACAUCGAGGAGCUCGAGAAGAUUCACCAGGCUGUACAGGAGGGAAUGAUCUUCGAGAACAGAUACACGCAAUACACAAUGGAGACACUGCGCGUAGGCUGGGAACAGCUGUUGACGUCGAUCAACCGCAACAUCAACGAAGUCGAGAACCAGAUCUUGACGCGCGACUCCAAGGGAAUCACACAGGAACAGCUCAACGAGUUCCGCACAUCGUUCAACCACUUCGACAAGAACCGAACUGGAAGAUUGGCGCCAGACGAAUUCAAGUCGUGUCUGGUUAGCCUGGGUUACAGCAUCGGCAAGGACAGACAGGGCGAGAUCGACUUCCAGCGCAUUCUGGCGGUGGUCGACCCCAACAACACUGGCUUCGUCCACUUUGACGCCUUCCUCGACUUUAUGACGCGCGAGUCCACUGACACCGACACCGCUGAACAAGUCAUCGACUCGUUCCGCAUACUGGCUGCUGACAAGCCGUACAUCCUGCCUGACGAACUACGUCGUGAACUGCCUCCCGACCAGGCCGAGUACUGCAUUCAGAGGAUGCCUCCCUACAAGGGGCCCAACGCCACCCCGGGGGCACUCGACUACAUGUCAUUCUCCACCGCCCUCUACGGCGAGUCUGACCUCUAGAAACCAGCAAAAACCACCCUUAACCCUGUUACAAUUCAACCUAAUACCGUACUUCGAUUGCUUAUCCCGUUCUAAAAAUCAUCGCAAAACUGACAAGACAAACACAUUCAUUCAAGUCAUUAUUUGUACAUUUUACAUUUUGUACACUUUGUGGGUUUUUACAUUUGUACAUUUUGUACUUUGUACAUUUGUACAUUCUGAACAUUUUACUUUUUGUCUCUUUUUGUUUAGGGCUACUUGCAAUAUAAAUAGAGAUACAAAUCUCAGAGAUUUGUAUCUCUAUUUAUAUUCUACUUUUUGUACACUCUGAACAUUUGUACAUUGUAGUGUAUUUUCAUUCAUUCAUUUUUUGAUUCAAGUAAGAAAAUGAAUGAGAAUGAUGAAGGCAUAUUGUAACGAGCCGUCGGAAACAUCUAACAUACUUAUUUAAAACAAUAGGAUAUAUUUAAAAAGUUGGGAUAUUUAUUUAGUCAUGUAUAAAUGACACUGAUGUAAUAACAUUGGUAGAUAAAAUACGAGGCAAUUCCUCUGUUAUUUUUUUCCAAAUAUAGGUUUGUACAAAUACGUCAAAAUCUGAGUCCAAAAUGAUGAGUACAGAAAGUAGGUUAGGGUAUGUUUCCUUCAUUUGAAUGUUUCAAAUAGGCCUAAAUAGAUAGAUAUAAAAUCGGAAAUGUUGAAAAUAUUUUAAACAAGUAGAGGUUGAGAGACAUAAAUUUUAAACCCUGGAGACGUUACCGUGAGACAAUGUAAGCGAGCUUUGAGGUUACUCUAGUAGCACACUAAAGUGCUCUCAUCAACAAUGAACGAGGAGCUAAUAAAUGUAGAGCAAGAAUAGAAAGACGUGUGAACAUUGAGAUAUGAGCAAUAUUUUGUUACAAAUUAUGUAGCUGGAUAAUCUAGCUGGAGUCCUGGUAGAGUGGAACGUGAAAGAAAAAACUUCAAAGUGUUUUUGAUUUGAUUUCUCAUUCAGCUUUUUUAUUUCUAUCUUCUUUGUGUAUCAGUAACAAUUUAAUUAGAUUUCUCAAACCUUCAAUUAGUUUUUAAGAAACUAAUAAGUAUUAAGAAACUUAAGUGUAUCAGAAACAAUUAAAUUAGAUUUCUCAAACCUUCAAUUAGUUUCUAUUUUAGUUGAACUGAAACUAUUAUUUUAGUUCGAUUAGUUGAAUAAAAAUAAAUUAUGUUCUGUAUUUGUGAUGAUUUUACAACGGGAUAUAGCAUUGAACGAGGUAUGAGUGAGACAUUUAUAUUUUUAUUUAUUCUUCCAAAACUCUACUACUGCCUAGCCUAAUGUCAGUCUUGUAAAAACGUGGGCGGUUGUUCUAUCAAUGUACAAAAAAUACACAAAUACAAAACCCCAGUAAAAUAUUUAUACUAAUUAAUAAAUUAAAAUCGUAGGUUGCUCAAAACACCUAGCCUUGUCUUGUGCAUGCAUUAUCAUAGGGAAAUCACGUCAAGUUGGUUUUACUAGCGUAUAUAUUACAAACUGUAUUUAUCAUCAGAAUAUGUGUAUACAAUAAUUUUUGAAAAAAUAACAAAUUGUAACAAUAUUUAGUAUCUAAUGGAAGAAACAACCAAUGAAAAAAUAAACAUGUACUAUAAUGUGUGUAAUUGUAGAAUAAUUAUUUUUGAAAGUGAAAAGAAAUUUUGUAACCAUUAUUAUAAUAUAAUUAUAUUUAUAGAAAAUUAUAAAUAUAUUAUAUUUAUAGAAAAAUAACAAUAAGACACAUCAUUUUCUGGAAUCUCAGCUAAACUUUAUACUAGAUACUUCCAUAUACUUGACCAGUUUAUACACUUAUACUUCCAAUAGGUAUUUUCUAUUAUGAAAUAUAUAUUAUUUUUAGAACUUAUAAAAAUUCUGUUUUAAUAAUGGUUUAGUAGUCUACUUAACAAAAUUAUUUUUUCUUGAAAUAGUUUUUAAAGCAACUCUACUUUUUGUAACUUUUGAAAAAUGGAGUUGAUUUCAGAAUCAAUGGUAUUAUGUAGUGUUGUUUAUUAACAAUGCAAUAAUAGUUCUAGACUACAUCUGCAUGAAAAAAGAUAAUAAUUUUAAUAAUAAGAUGAUUAUACAUUUUAAUUAUUCAUUCUUUUCCGAAACUUAUACAUUUAUGCUGUGUGUGAAGUUGUUUUGUUUUAAUGUUAAUUUAUUUUAAAGUAUUUAUUUUUUAAGCAUUAAGAUGGUGCCUGCAAUUGAAAGGCCUUCUCUAGGCAGAAAAAUCCGAGGGCUUGAGUGGCUGGUUAUGAUUAUGGAAAGGCCUACUAGAUUAUAAUUGGAGAAGGUUUGUGGAUUGAGUGAAAUGCCAGCCAAAUCGAAACCCAAAUCGAAAGGAACUUAAAACAUCGAGUUCCUUGUUUAAAUGAAUAGCUAGCCGAUAUAUCGAACCCAUCCUGAAUUAGGAUAAAUUUAUUUAUUAUAUAAAUAAUAUAUAUUUGUCUCUUCGAUGAUAAGACAUGAAUAUUUUCAUCAUUAUUGUAAACAAGUUCCUUUUCAAGUUUUUAACAUUUUACAGAAUUAUUGUCAACCAACUCACAAAAAAUUACUCAACCAUGUUUGUACUCAAUCUUUUCGAGUUUCAUAAACCUUUAAUCUUGAAUGUGUGCUAUUUAAAAAAAUUGAAAAUCCUAUAGUUACCUCAAACCUCUUUCUAAGAAGACCAUCGAAAUCCGUAUCAAUACAGUUUCAAAGACAUUCUUGUUGAAUUCUCUCAUAAACAUGUAACCGAGUUGAAGCUAUUCAUAUUAUUGUGUGUAUUCAUCUGUAUUUGUGAUUAUUUUGUUUACAUAUUGGCUAAACUAUUUCAAUAGAAUUUUAAUCUGAUUUUUCUCUUACAUUAAUAUUGUAACAAUUUUUACAAUAUCUAGUCAUUGUGGUUUUGGUUAUGUACAGUAAUCAUCUAAAUGCAAAUAAAUGGAACUUGGUACAGUA